Molecule: messenger RNA, 1425 nt
Organism: Lodderomyces oxycetoniae
Lineage: Eukaryota; Fungi; Ascomycota; Pichiomycetes; Serinales; Debaryomycetaceae
Gene: ERG4
Product: delta(24(24(1)))-sterol reductase
Exons: 1
Coding region: 1-1425 (474 amino acids)
Biological process (GO): ergosterol biosynthetic process
Cellular component (GO): endoplasmic reticulum membrane
Molecular function (GO): Delta24(24-1) sterol reductase activity
Source: RefSeq, a predicted model, not a curated record
AUGAAGAAGAGUUCAAAAUCAGAUAACUCAACCUCAACCUCAACCUCAACCUCAACCUCAACCUCAACCUCUGUUGUUCGCAAGGGUUAUCUUGCCAAGGAUGAAAUUGAAUGGGAGUUUGGUGGUCCAUAUGGGGCAUUAGCAAUGAUUAUUGGAUUCCCCUUGUUGAUGUGGUAUAUGUGGAUAAGUGCUGAAUUUUACUAUGGAAAAUUAGCCUGGCCUGCUGAAGGUCAAUCAUGGUGGUAUUUCUUGAUCUUGAUAUGGGAAUUAUUCAAGUUGAAUGGGUUGCCCACUUUUGCAACUUGGUCCUUUUUCACGGGGUUUAUAUUAUUGCAGGGUAUUUUUUAUCUUAGUUUGCCCGGUGUUUGGACAAAGGGACAACCAUUGACCCAUUUAGGAGGUAAACAAUUGCCUUAUUUUUGUAAUGCCAUUUGGUCAUUUUAUACAAGUAUUGUGUUGGCCCUCUUUUUGCAUUUUACCGAUAUUUUACCAAUUUACUAUAUGUUGGAUAAUUUCGGUAGGAUCAUGACGGUUGCUAUAUUUUACGGUAUAGUUGCAUCGAUUGUGAUUUACCUUGUUUGUCUUUUAAAGACUGGUGAUUAUCACAGAAUGACAGGAAAUCAUAUUUACGACAUGUUUGUUGGGGCUCCGUUGAAUCCGAGAAUAGGUAAAUACCUCGACUUGAAAAUGUUUUUCGAGGUUCGUAUACCUUGGUUUAUUUUAUUCUUUUUGAGCUUGGGAUUGUGUUUUAAACAAUAUGAGAAUGAUGGCAGCGUGAGUACCCAAGCAUUAUUCUUAUUAUAUGCACAUUGGCUCUAUGCAAACGCUUGUGCUAAAGGCGAAGAGUUGAUUGUGCCCACUUGGGAUAUGGCUUACGAAAAGUUUGGAUUCAUGUUGUUGUUUUGGAAUAUUGCCGGUGUUCCAUUCACUUAUUGCCAGUGUACCUUGUACCUCGCUUACCAUGACAGAAGCGAGUAUAAUUGGUCAACGGCUUACAAUGUGUUUUUAUUUAUUUUAAUUACAGUGGCAUACUAUUUUUUCGACACGGGUAAUCGUCAAAAGAAUAGUUUUAGAAGAACCAUGGCUGGAAUCGGUGGCUUGCGCAAAACUUUCCCAUAUUUGCCAUAUUCUGAUAUAGUCAAUCCAAAAUAUAUCAAGUGCGAAAACGGAUCUGUUUUGUUGACUGAUGGUUGGUAUGUAUAUGCUAGAAAGAUGCAUUACACUGCUGAUUAUAUUCAAACAUUAACAUGGGCCUUGAUGUGCGGUGGAGCUUCGUUACUUCCAUGGUUUUUCCCCUUAUUCUUUUUAAUCGUAUUGAUUCACAGAGCAUAUAGAGAUCAAAGAAAAUGCGAGAAAAAGUACGGAAAAGACUGGGAUAAGUAUUUGGAAGCGUGUCCUUACAUGUUCAUUCCAUAUAUCUGGUAG